AUGGUUUACCUAGUUGGAAAACAUGUUUCCAUCUAUAAUUACGAAAAAAGAACUCAUUCUUUCAUUUUAAAAAGUAACAACAUUCUGGAAAUACAUUGCUUUGCUAUUUCCCCAAAUAGAGCUCUUAUAGCAUUGAGUGAAUCAUUUAUCGAUCAGAAAAAGAAACUUAGCAACACCCCAAACACAAAAGACGCAGUAGAACAUCAAAUUUCUGUUUAUAAUUUCAAGAAUGCAAAAAGAGCAAGAGUACUUAGUGUUGUAGGACCAUCUGGUAAAUCGACUCCAGUUAUUUCAAUGGCUUUUUCAGGAGAUGCUCAGUAUUUGGCAGCAGUAACAGAUGAACCUGAACAAGCAAUUUAUUUAUGGCAUCUAGCAAAAGCAAAUAGAAUAUCAUGUAAAAAAAUACCAUUCAAAGUAACUCAAAUCUCUAUUAAUCCUUAUUCCCCUUGGCAACUUGCUACUUCUGGGCCAGAUGAUAUGAAAAUUUGGAGAUACACAGAAGGAGAGUUGAAACAUAUUGACCCAAUAGGGAGUGACAAGUAUACUUACAAAUGUCAUUCUUGGUAUGAUGACGAAAAGUUGCUUGUAGGAACUGAGGAAGGUCAGGUACUUGUUAUCGAAGGGAAAAAUGUCGUAAAAGUGAUUUCCAAUGUUCACCCUAAUGCAUCAGGUAUCCUUUGUAUUGAGGCAAUAGAUAGAGGUUUUGUUUGUGCUGGUGAAAAUGGUUAUUUCUCUGUUUUUGAAAGGACGUACGAUUCAGAACAUUUUAAUCAUUACAAAAAAUUUAGAACUAUUGAAAAAAGGAAAAUUGUUGCAUUGUGUGUUUCCAGAAAGGAGAAUAAUGUAAUUUGUAGUUAUGAUGACAACAAACUUGCCUUCUUUUCUUUAGCGAAUGUAGAUAUUCUCAAAGAAAAUGAUAACAACUUUACACUCCUGCCUGUGGGAUUCCAUGGCCAACUAGUUCUAGGAAUGUCAAAUUGUAUUCAAAAACCGUUACUUGUUACUUGUGGAUCUGAUAGGACAUUACGGUUAUGGAAUUAUGUAAAAAGACAAAUCGAGCUGGAAAAAACAUUUGAUGAGGAUGUUUAUUGUGUAACUUUGGAUCCAACUGGAACAAGAAUAUUACUAGGAUUUAGGUACAAGUUGAGUUGUUAUGCAAUAUUAUCAAAUGAUUUAUAUUUAUUACAUGAUUGGCAUAUUAAGGGAUGUAAGCUAGCCAACUAUUCGAAUGGAGGACAUUAUUUUGCAUGUGUAUCGGCAACAUCAAUAUUGGUUAUAUCCUCUCUAACAUUUCAAGUUGUAAAUACAUUGAGAGGGCAUAGUGGAAUCAUUAAAUCAGUGGUUUGGGGUAAAAAUGAUACUCAACUUGCAUCAGCAAGUUUUGAUGGAACUAUCUGUGAGUGGGAUAUUGUAUCUGACAAACUAAGAAUACAUGAAAAUGUUGUUAAAACUUGUGCAUUCAGAUGCGUUGCCUAUGAUCACAAAAAUCACAUGUGCUCUGGAGUUGGAAGUGAUGGUAAUUUGUGGACGUUUGGAGGUGGAACACUAUUCAGUCAAAUUCCAACAAAGGAAGAUCUAACCUGCCUUGUUUAUUGUUCCCAGGCUGAACUAGGGAUUGUUGGUACAGCAAGUGGAAAACUUCUCUUGUAUGCUUGGCCUCCAGAUGACCAUGCGUUUGUAGAGUAUGAGGUUCACAAUGGUGCAAUUUCAUCUAUAAUAUUAAGUCAGGAUGAAAAGUUUCUGUUCACUUUAGGAGCAGAUGACACUCUUUUCAUGCUAGAAAUUGAGACAAGAAAAGAAGGAAAAACUCUUCAAUUGAAAUCUGUAGAUUUUGAUAAGUUUUAUGAUCUCUAUUACACACUGAGAGGAAUAGAAGAAGAAACAGAACAGCAAAUAAUGGAACUUUCAGAUAAAGCAAAACUAGCAAGUGAUGAAAAUGAACGAAAAUACCAACACAUUGUGGAUAGAUAUGACCAAGAACUUGAGUCUCAAAAAAUGAAAUUUACAAACGAUAUUAAGGAAUUAAAACGAAGGAAUGAACUACUAAAAUCUCAGUUAACAGAUCAAGAAGCUAAUUCCAAAGAAAACGUUAACAGAAUUGAGUAUUCACAUCAGGAAGAAAUAGACCAUGAGCGAACCAUCUCUGAAAACCUCUUGAAAGAAACAAAAGAAAAAUAUGAUAGGGAAAUAGAAAGUUUGAAGGAGAAACUAGCAUACUUUGUUGAUUUGGUGAAGGUUAUGACCGAGAAACACGAAGAAGAAAUUGAGAAAUUGAAGCAAGAGUAUGAGGAAGAAAAACUUCAGCUGGUUGAAACCUAUGAUAACCUUAGCCAAGACUUUAAACAAUUAUCAAGUGUUUAUCAGGCGACAGUACAACAAUCAGAGGAAGAUUUUGACACUCAACUUAAAAGAGUUAAGACAUCCUUGAUUCAUACAAUCGAAAAACACAAACAAUCCGUUAUUGAAGCCAAAGGAGAGGCUGUUAAAAAAGGAACCAAAGUUGAAGAGCUGAAGAAGGAAAUAACCUUGCUCAAGUCAAAAAUAAAUGAAUUUGCGAGGAAUUAUGAUGAAAAGGAUGUAGUGAGAAUGGGAUUUGAUAAAGAGAUAAGUAAAAAACAUGAUGAGGAGUAUGAUGAAGAAUAA
Naegleria gruberi is the source of this 2643-nucleotide messenger RNA. RefSeq lists its product as uncharacterized. The coding region runs from base 1 to 2643 and encodes 880 amino acids. Gene Ontology annotation, molecular function: protein binding. The record is from RefSeq and is a predicted model, not a curated record. NCBI's taxonomy places the organism in Eukaryota, Heterolobosea, Eutetramitea, Acrasida, Naegleriidae. The transcript has 3 exons.